Neohortaea acidophila is the source of this 399-nucleotide messenger RNA. RefSeq lists its product as uncharacterized. The record is from RefSeq and is a predicted model, not a curated record. The coding region runs from base 1 to 399 and encodes 132 amino acids. The transcript has a single exon. NCBI's taxonomy places the organism in Eukaryota, Fungi, Ascomycota, Dothideomycetes, Mycosphaerellales, Teratosphaeriaceae.
AUGCCAACAAACCCCGACAGGGAACGCGACGCCGAAAUCGCCGAGCUGCUGGCCAAACGCAACGAACUGCUGGCCAAAGCCGACGAGAUGGCAAAACGCCCCGGCGAGAGAAGUGCCGCCGAACUCGCGGAGAUGCAGGCCACAGCCGACGAGAUGGGGUCCGUAGCGGCCAAGUUGAGCGCCCACGAAGCCAAAUUGAAGAAGCAGAUCAACGCCUUGGAUGCUGGGGCUCAGCUACUUGAAGAUGGGCAGAAGACAGUGAAGCUAGCGGAGGCUGAAAAGGCCGCUCAAGAGGGGGGAUGGCACGAGACGAGGGCGAGGUUCAACAGCAUGUUCAAUCGGGUUCAAGAGAUGUUGGCUGAGGGGAGAAGGACUGAGUACACGGAUGGAGAGUCGUAG